Messenger RNA from Nylanderia fulva, 2656 nucleotides. RefSeq lists its product as uncharacterized. NCBI's taxonomy places the organism in Eukaryota, Metazoa, Arthropoda, Insecta, Hymenoptera, Formicidae. The record is from RefSeq and is a predicted model, not a curated record.
GCGGAUCCUCGCGCGGGGAUCAUCGCGUCGCACGAAGUGUCAAAAUAACGUGAACGCCGUUUCUCGACGACGUUUCGACGACGGAGCGGAAACCUCGCCUAACGAUUCGCGUUUACUCUACUACUCUACUGGCCGACAUUAUUAUAUCCCGACACGAUGCGCAAACCGCGAAAACGCGACCUUCGCUGUCUCGCAACGUGUCGACUUCCUUGAAUAUUUAUUUUGGAAUAUUUCGCGCUCGCUUUCCUCGACUCUAGCCGCGAUCUAAUAUCAGGCGAAAAUAUUAAUAUUCCUCGGUAUCAGUCAGCAAUUCUCGAGUGUUUAUAAAAUGGAUAUAAAAAUGGAGUUAUCGUCAGAAAUAUUGGAGAGCUUGGUUAUGGACAACAAAGAUGUUAUAGAGGUGCUGAAGGAUGGAAGGGUUACAGAGGAAGAUAUUAUAUUUGAGUCUGAAGCAACUGAGGAUUCCGAAGAGACAGAAAUAGAAGAAAUUAUAGAAAUAAUCGAAGAGGUUGAGGAAUGUGACGAGACUGCUCUGGAUGAUGAUGUAUCUUUGGAGGAUAAGGAUAUGACUGUGAAUACAAAGGAUGAUGGAAUGGUUGAGAGAGUAGAGAAAAAUGAUCAAGCGACUAAGAAAAAUGUAGAGCUUUAUAGCUUUGAGGAGGACAAUUCAGUAUUUGCUUCGCAAUCUGCAAAAAAAGAUUCAGUCAAAAAUACUAAUAACAGUACACAAAAGACUAUUAAUAAGCAAGUUAUUACUUAUGACGUAGAUGAGGACUGGCAGGAUGAAGAACUGGAACGCAUAGAUGAAUUGGCCAGUAAUCAUGCAGAUUCUGUACAGAUACAAGAUGAUAAAAAACAUAUGAAUAAUCAAAUUAUUUCACUGCAAUCAAAUAAAAUAGAUUUAAGAAUUGCUAUGGAUUCUAUGAAAAAGUUGGACAAACCUCGAACAGAUAGUGGUAUUGGAAAUAAUAUAAACAUUAUUGAAGAUGAUAACGAAACAACUCAUGAGAUAGUAAAGAAUGUAGAGAACAAUCUGUUGUACACUGUACUUGGCACAAAGAAACAAGAUGUGUCUAAGCAACAGGAGAAGAUCCCAGACACACAUUAUGUUAAAAUGGAACGACUUCAGGAGAACACUAUACCAGUUGAAGGUACCAUUUACUAUGAAGGAGAUAAUAUGGAAACAUUAUAUGUAGCGCAAGCUAUUGAUGACAAUGAACAAUAUCAAUACGACAAUGCAACAAUAGAGCAAGAUGAACAAAUGUCUUGGGAGGCGGCAAAUUCCGAAUCUAAUCAAAAUCAAGAAGAAGAUAGUUCUCAGGAUCAGAUAUUUUUACACGAGGACGAAGAUGGUCAGUUGUAUUUUAAGGAUGCCAGUGGAAUUUUGCAACCAGUAUAUUUGACCGAGGAUGGAAAUUAUGCGAUUGCUGACACCAGUGAGGAUCAUACUGGUAAAGAAUUGCAAUCAAAAUCCCAACAAAACAGUGAUACGAUGGAAGACGAUAGUUACAUUUUGCCUGAUUCAGAUUCUAAAUCCAUUUCUAAACAGACCACCAGUAAUACGGUAUCACCGACGUCGCUUCAAGACUUUGAUAAUGAAGACAAUACUGUAACCAUAUCUUUGAUAAUAUCAGAGGAUGAGAACGGACAAAAGAGAACUCAAGUUAUUAUACCGACAACGGAUAAUUUAAAAUGUGACAUCUGUAACAAAAGUUUCAAAACAUCCUGCCAAUUACUCAGACAUAAUAGAUUGAAACAUGCUCGUGAGGAAGAUAUAACUACUAGAAACUUUCCUUGCGAUUUGUGUCCUAAAAGGUAUCCAGAUCAGACUUCCUUAGCUCGCCAUAGAAAAACUCACACUGGCGAUCGACCAUUCCAGUGUUUGGAAUGUCAAAAGAAUUUUCCCACUUCCACGGCGUUACGGCGUCAUUUGACUCUCCACAAUUCUCAAUCGCGACCGCUUCCUUGCAUUUACUGCGGUCGGCGAUUCAUGGACAAGACUAGUCUAGCGAAACACGAAGAAUCACAUAUGCCUAAUGAGCAGCGCAAAUACACGUGUGACAUAUGUCAAAAGACCUUCCAUCACAUAACUGACCUGAGUAUGCACAAGAAGUAUCACGAUCCUGAUAAGAAAUUUGACUGCGAGGUGUGCGGUCGCGAAUUUAACAGAUUGAACAACUUGCAGAGACACAUGAUGGUACAUCAGCAACAACAAGGAGGAAAUGAAGAAAUACUUUCUUGUGACGUUUGCGGAAUCACAUAUAAAUUCAUGAGUUCGUUAACGAGACAUAUGGUGACUACUCAUAUGAAUCCUGAAAAAUUGAGACAGCAAGCAGAAGAGCAGAGAAGAAAACGUGAGAAUAAUUAUCGAAAGUAUUUAGAAAACCGAAAGAUGUACGAAACUCAGCAUUCUCCGUACGGUACAAGACGUAAAUAUCAUUUAGCUUCCGAAAGUAAUGAUGAAACGGCCUGACUUCAAUUUUCUCGUAGUCUCUUGAUAGUUUCAUAAAGAGCAGUCAUAAGAUUUCUAUGAGUAUAAUUCCACAUUAGUGCGAUGUCUUUGUAUCAUUUAUUGAUUGACAUAAAUGAUACAGAUAUGCAUUUAAUUAAAUAAAUAUUAUUGACAACAUACAUAUAUAUCCACACAUACAAACAU